UGCCAUAACGAAGAAAUAUUCGAAGAUUAAUCUUCUCUAAAUUGUUUUGAUGUUAUUAUAAAUAAAACGUAAAACUAUGUGAAACAAACAGAAUUCCUGAAUUAAUUCUUUUGCAUUGUGUUGUGUAUGGAACACCCUAUGUAUGAGCGGUGAUGAUUGUCAUCGCUCCUGACGUGACGCAACCUGGAUGCCGUCCGGAUGCACCCCGACCUGGCUUCAACUAAAAGAGCUCUAGAUCUAUCAGCAUCGUUGGCUCGUGAUCUUCCACUCUUUUACUCUCCUCAUUAUUACAUUCUUUUCAAUAAAGUGAAUUCAAUACGCAACAUUUUUGGUGUCAGAAGUGGGAUCCUAACAAAAGGCGAUCCAGUAAAAGUGCGAUUAGGAAUCUGAUCCACAGAAUUGCAAAACUGCGUAUUGCGUGAAUGAGAGAGACAAAAUGGCUCCCAUCGACAAUGAAACAAUGGCAACACUUUCAAGCAUGAUUGCGCGAGCCUUGCAAUCCGCAAUUGGCACUGCUGUUGGCCAGGCCAGAGAAGACGUCGCAGCUUCGUCCCAGCAAAAACUACCGCCAUUUUCUCACGAGCCAUACCAACGAACUGAAGGGAUGUCUGUCGCUGAUUAUUUCGACCGGCUUGAAUGGGCGCUCCAAGUCAACAACAUUCCCAAGGAAAAAUACGCCGACAACGCACGUGUACACAUGAGGUCAGAGCUUAAUAACGCCUUUAAGUUCUUGAUAACGCCCAAGAAUCCAGAAGAAAUUCCAUACGAAGAACUUCGCCAAAUUCUACAGCGGCACUUCGACCAAGCGAAAAACAAGUUCGUGGAAAGUAUCAAGUUCCGGAACAUUCGACAACAGAAAGGAGAGACAAUUGCCCAGUUUGUAUUGCGGCUUAAACAAGGUGCUGCCUCCUGCGAAUAUGGAACUUUUCUUGACCGAAUGUUAAUCGAACAAAUGCUUCAUGGUUUCGAUGAACGCGCAAUUUGUGAUACAAUUGUUGCAAAGAACCCUACGACUUUCAAAGAAGCUUUCGACAUCGCCAUCGCUAUGGAAGCCACACACAACACGGCUCGACAAGUAGGCACUGUUUUACCCGUAUCAGAAACAACACACCGGCUUGGGUUUGAAAAACCGCGCACAAAACAACAACAACGCCGUAUAGCACCUGCUAACCGUAACCAGCAGACGAGCAGUGAAUCAUCCGAUCGACCACCGAACACAUUCUACGAGAGCGGCACACAACGUACAAAUUCCUGUAAUGGGUGUGGAGGACAACACUUGCGAAGCCAAUGCCGUUUUCGCACCGCUAAAUGCAACAAAUGCAAUCGUAAGGGCCAUAUUGCAAAGGUAUGUAGAUCUGAACGGAAACUUUUACCAACUGCACAGGUUCAGUCGCAGCAGAACUCCGAUAUCGACGUGGUACAAUCGCUACAUUGUAUCAACAAUAUGCCGUCCGUGAACAAGAAAAUGCUUAACGUGAAGAUCAACGGUUUUCCCCUGACGAUGGAAUUGGACACCGGAGCACCAUGCGGCAUAAUCAGCGAAACCACAUUAAGUAAAAUACUGCCGAAACAACCGCUGCAACCGUCAGACCGCCAAUUUUCGAGUUACACAGGACAUCGUAUCAACUGCAUUGAUCGCCUGUUCGUCCAAGUUUCACUUGGAACCACAUCUAACAAUCUUUUCUUAUAUGUUGUAGAGGGGAAGUAUGACUCGCUUUUCGGACGCGAUUGGAUAGCACAGUUCACAAAUGAGAUCAAUUUUCGUGAACUAUUUACUUCAACUGUACCAGUAAACGUACUCUCAAGCAUCGAACGAACUCGGGAACAAGCAGCUCAACUGUCGAAACUGCUCGAAGACUUGAACAAUAUCUUUAGCGACGUUCCAGGUAUGCUUGUAGGGCCACCAACGAAGGAACACUUAAAACCCGAUACCACUCCGAUUUUCGCUCGAGCACGAGAUGUACCACUCGCUCUUCGAGAACGCUACGCAUCAGAGAUCGACAAGAAACUUGCUUCCGGAUUCUACGAAAAAGUUGAAGUUUCAGAAUGGGCUUCACCGACCCAAAUCGUCAUUAAAAAGAACGGAGGUAUUCGGAUAACCGGGAACUACAAACCGACUGUAAAUGCCAAAAUGAUUAUCGACGAACACCCAAUACCAAAAAUCGAAGACAUCUUCAACAAAAUGAAAGGAGCUGCCCUGUUUUGCCACCUCGACGUAACGGAUGCUUACACGCACCUUCCAAUCGACGAAGACUUCCGGCAUAUUUUGACGCUAAACACAUCGACACAUGGACUGAUCCGUCCCAAGAGAGCGGUGUAUGGUGCUGCAAACAUACCAGCUAUUUGGCUGCGACGUAUGGAGACAAUCCUUCAAGGUUUGACCAAUGUUGUCAGUUUUUUUGAUGACGUCAUUGUAUUUGCGAAAGACUUCGAAGAGAUGCUAGCAGCGCUGAACGAGACAUUGGAGCAAAUGCGACGAAACGGUCUUCGACUAAAUCGUUCCAAAUGCAUCUUUGCGACAUCAUCCCUCGAAUGCUUGGGUCAUCGCAUCGAUCGUCACUGCCUGCAUAAAUCAGACAAACACAUAAAAGCCAUACGCGACGCUCCAACACCAACUACACCAGAGGAGCUACAAUUAUUUCUUGAUAAGGCAACUUAUUAUACCUCAUUAAUACCCAAUCUCUCUUGUAGGGCACGUCCUCUUCGAGAUGUACUGCUUACCGAUCCUUUUGAGUGGACACAAGCAGCAGAGAAGGCCUACCAAGACAUAAAAGUUGCGCUAAUUUCACCACAAGUGCUGAUGCAGUACGAUCCAUCGUUACCACUGAUUCUCGCAACAGACGCUAGCAAAGCCGGUCUCGGCGCUGUUCUCUCACAUCGAUUGAGCAAUGGAUCAGAACGACCGAUCGCGUAUGCCAGUUGUACAAUGUCGCAAACUGAACAACGAUACCCUAUGAUUGAUAAGGAGGCUCUUGCGAUAGUGUGGGCAGUGAAAAAGUUUUUCCAUUACCUCUAUGCGCGAAAAUUCACUCUAAUCACUGAUCAUAAGCCCCUUACUCAAAUACUGCACCCAGAAAAGUCGUUGCCUACUUUGUGCAUUAGUCGAAUGGCCAACUACGCCGACUAUCUGGCACAUUUCAAUUUCGAUAUUGUCUACAGGCCCACAAACCAGAAUACAAACGCCGAUUACUGCUCCAGAAUCCCAAAUGCGCCAACAGAAAAUCAGAGCAAUAGACAAUUUUCACACGAGGGAGGAAAUAUGGAUGAUGAAUUCGAUCAUUUUAUUCUCAAACAGAUUCAGCAACUCCCAAUUAGAGCAGAACACAUUGCACGUGAAACGCGCAAAGACAUCCAACUAGGCAAAAUAAUCCAAGAUCUUGAACACGGUAGAGACCUCGCGAGAAUGCGUUAUAAAGCACCCGAGGCAAAAUAUACCCUAACAGCGAACUGCCUGAUGUUCGAGCAUCGCGUCGUAAUUCCGGCUUCCCUGCGCAAAGCCAUAAUGAACGAUUUACAUGCAGCUCACAUUGGAAUCGUCAAAAUGAAAGGGUUGGCACGAUCAUAUGUCUAUUGGCCCGGAAUUGAUUCCGAAAUCGAACAAACAGCUAAAUCUUGCACAGAAUGUGCACGACAAGCCACAAGUCCACCAAAAUUCAACAAACACCAUUGGGAAUACCCUAACUCACCUUGUGAACGCAUACAUAUCGACUAUGCAAGUCCCGUGGCAGGCGCUAUGCUAUUAGUAGUUGUGGAUGCAUACAGCAAAUGGUUCGAGGUAAAGGUAACCACAUCUACUACAACAAACGCAACGAUCAGUUUACUGGAUGAACUAUUCGCAGCUUAUGGAGCACCAGUAACGGUAGUCUCCGACAACGGUCCACAAUUUGCAUCAGCCGAUUUCACGUCUCACCUCAAAAACACAGGCGUUAAGUACCAUAAGCUUACAGCCCCCUACCAUCCGGCUACAAACGGCCAAGCAGAACGGUAUGUUCAAACCGUAAAAAAGGCGUUGACAGCUAUAGGUACAACAAAAGACACUUUGCAAAAGAAUCUUAACACGUUUCUGCUACAAUACCGAAAGGCUCCUCACACCGAAACAGGCAGUCCGCCAGCAAAGUUGUUCUUAGGUCGAAACAUUCGCACGCGCAUUGAUCUUGUGCGACCACAAGAUAUCAACACACGGAUGCAUCAGAAGCAACAAUCCACAUUCGAACCGACUUUCCGUACAUUCUCAGUUUGACAGAAAGUGUACUGUCUUUCUGGAAACCCACGAACGGACAAAUGGAUUGUAGGAGUCAUCGAAGCCUGCUUGGGUGAUCUUCAUUAUCAAAUCAGAUCUAACGGAAAGAUGCUUAAGCGACAUGUCGACCAGAUUCGAAGCUUCCAAGGCAACGUCAGCUUCGAAAAGACCGAUGAAGACGUACCUCGUCGACUGGACUUCUAUGCGAACACUGAGACGCAGCAACCACCAAUCAAUAAUGAAGCCAACGAAACAGCAACGUCUUCAGAUGAGUCCAUUUCAUCAGAUAUUGUGUUUGGAACACCUAUGAGCAGCCCGCAACAAUUAACCUCAUCGUCAAGCGAAGACUCACCACCAGUAGCCCGCAGGUCCCAAAGACAACGUCGCCCUCCUCUACGCUACUCGCCAUCCUAGAGUGAACCAGGAUCUUCAUACAAGAGGGAGGAAAUGUUGUACAGGCGGUCCCCGAGAUACACGGUACCUCUUAUACGCGGAUUCGGAGAUACGCGGUUUUCUAAAUUUGACAAUUCUUUGAGCAAAUUGUACUGAUUUGACACAUCAAUUGCAAAUUGCCAAAUAAUUUCCGUUUUGAUCGAAUGUUAAAAACUUUUUCAAAAGGUUUAACAUUGUUAUAUUCAGUCAGAAUCAUAUCAAAUAAUUCAUAAAGUGACUAAAACCGCCCCCUACUUGCAAAAUUACUCGAAUAUUAGUGAUAUUUUAGCUGGAAAUCACGAGAUUCGACUUACGCGGAAAUUCGAGAUACGCGGUAUUUUGCGGCCGUUUUCGGUCCCCAAUAACCGUGUAUCUCGGGGACCGCCUGUAUAUGGAACACCCUAUGUAUGAGCGGUGAUGAUUGUCAUCGCUCCUGACGUGACGCAACCUGGAUGCCGUCCGGAUGCACCCCGACCUGGCUUCAACUAAAAGAGCUCUAGAUCUAUCAGCAUCGUUAGCUCGUGAACUUCCACUCUUUUAUUCUCCUCAUUAUUACAUUCUUUUCAAUAAAGUGAAUUCAAUACGCAACACAUUGUAUACCCGCUGUAAAUUUUGUUAGGCAAUUAUUCUACAAUUAUUAAAAUAUGAAAAUAACGAAAAUAUAACAAUAGACAAUAAUUUGUGACCAUGAGACAAAAAUUGGUACCUUCGAGAAAAAAAUUGAUGCGCACUGUCAAAAAUUGACGCCUUCGAGACAAAAAUUGAUGCACACUGUCGAAAAUUGGUGACCUCGAGCCAAAAUUUGACGGCACCGGCUGUAACAGAAGGCUAUCUGACUAGGCCUUUCCGUUGUAAGGGCGGUGGCAACGCUCAUCGGAUGCGAUUUUAUCGGACGAGAUUUAUAUGGGAUUUGACAGAUAACGUCGGACGUGCGAUUUCGUCGUCCGACGUUAUCUGUCAAAUCCCAUAUAAAUCUCAUCCGAUAAAAUCGCAUCCGAUGAGCGUUGCCACCGCCCUACGUUCGUAGGCUGAAAUUUCAGCCUGUCAGCUGUUUGCAUUGUCCCCGUGGACAAUUCGAGCAGUUUUUCUCCGGUUCCUCAACCCUCUCUGCCCCACUUCGCCCAUGUAUCUUGAAUUGCUUGCAAGAUUUCAUAUUGCCAUCACUUUUUAACACACGGAUGAGAUUUUCUGCUUGGGUACCAACAACGAUUUUCAAUCCAUAUCAUGAGGUAUAAACACAGCUACCAUGUAUAUACACAGUGGCUUACAAAUGUAUGCAUGUAUUGGUUGACAUUGCAAGUGCGUCGGCGAAGGAUUGACAAGUGUAAAGGAGCCAGUGUUUGAAAAACAAAGCAGAAGUGUAUUAAUCUAUAUUUUGUGCAGUUUUAGAUCCAGAUUAUUUACGAGAGUACCAUCAGCAAUAGCUUCAAGAUCAUCCCAAUAUCAGAAGCGUCGUCGCUUUAUGGAAGAAGUGGAGAGAGAAAUAGACAAUGAGAUCAAUAAUAUGGAGACUUCCUCACCUGUCAUGGUUCCGGCAUCGACGAGCAGGAUGUUCAGUAAGUAACUAAUACUGUGUUUUUUAGAGUACUAUUAUACAUGGAAAACGGAAUUUUGUCACAGUAUAUUGCCAAUUGGUAAUCAGCAGCUACGUUGAUUCAUAUUCCGAUAGCAAUUUUAGGUUUUGCACCGCCAUCGUUUCUGCAUCGGUUCUGCACCGCCACCCACAAUGGCAACAUGACGUUUUUUAUGUUUAACCUUACUUAGGAAAUCACGUCGUCGUUUUCUGGUUGGCAUUGUGAAUCCAAAAAAUAAGUUUAUUUUUGCUUUUUAAAUUGUUUUUAGUAAAAACAGACAGCCACUUGAAUUAGCCAAACAUCCAUCGUGGGAGACAUGAUGAUGUUUUGUUCUUUAACGAUACAUUAGUAGGACUUUCUUCCUUGCAGCAAAGCAACUUCCGAAGGCUACGUUGCUGUCUACUUCAAACUAGACCGCUGCGGGUACCUCGGCAGCGCUGAGACCAACAUCCGUGGCCACUGCAGCUUGCUUCUCAUUCUCAGCUUGCGUUCGGACGCGCCGAACAGUUUCAGGUUGCGUCUCUAAGAUGGCCAUCUCCUCUUCGUAUUACUCAAUGAUCUGCGACGCCAGGGCAACUCGUUCAUUGUCUCAUGCUCCCUGUAGUUAAACCGUGAUCCGCCUAGAAGCUUCGUAGAUAAGGCUCCAGCUCUCGACCUCGCGACAGGUGAGGUUGGAGGGUGUCCGUCGAAUCGAACCUGAUCAACCAUGACCGACACGCUUCUGGAUUUUGCAGCAAAGCGCGGGCACUCCAACAACACGUGUUCCUCGUCCUCCGAAACGCCGAUGAACCACUGAGAGUCCGGGGACGGUCGUGAAUCCUUUGCUAAUAAGCAUUCUCGUAAAAAAAAUCUGUCCUGACCUGUUUAAGCCUGUGCCUGGGCCAGAUGGAAGGUCGUGUCUCCGUGUUAAUGCCAGUCGCUGACGGAAGACGAAUUGCAUAGUACUGAUAGCAACUUAGGUGGGAAUGUAGAGUGUAGCUUUAGCAUAGAUGUAGAUACUAACAAUACUAACAAUGACAGCGCUGCAACUGUUGACGAAAAUAAUUUGGAUGAUAUAGAAGAUGAACAGGAAGAAUGUGCUGAAGAUUUUUAUGAUGCUUAUAACUAUUUGAAUGAUUUUCAAAGUUUAAAAGAAGCUUUGAGAUAUUUGGCAAUAAUGGGUCAUCUUUCUCGCAACUUUCUCAACUUGCUUCUUGCAAUUUUAAGAAAAUUUGGUCAUCCUGAACUUCCUAAAGAUGGUCGUACUUUACUAAAAAUUCCUAAAGUUAGCCAAGAGAUUCAGCAUAUAGCAGGUGGACAAAUGUGGUACUCAGGGAUAGAAGUUGGCCUUCGAAAUUAUUUUAGGAAUCAUGUUCGAGAGGAAAAUAAGUUUUCGUUACAUAUUUUUAUUGAUGGGCUUCCUCUCUUCAAAAGUAGUGCUACACAAUUUUGGCCAAUUCUUUUUAAAGUAAAAGAAAUUCCCGAUUGCCCGGUAAUGAUCGCAGGUGUAUUUUGUGGUCAGAAAAAACCUACCGACUUAGAGCCUUAUUUGCGACAGCUCGUAGAUGAAUUAAACACUUUGCAAGUAAUAGGCAUGCUGUUUGGAGAGAAAGUUGUAAAUUUUUUUGCCAAGGCUUUUGCCACCGAUACCCCUGCGCGGGCCUUUAUAAAAUCGGUAAUGUACUUUCCGGCAAAACAUGGGUGCACGAAGUGUACUCUCGUUGGAGAGUUUGUAAAACCGGAGCGCAAAGUAAUAUUUUGUUCACCACAACCUGCUCCACCACGUACAGAUGAAAGUUUUCGACAAAGACACGAUAGAGAGCAUCAUAAACAAAUUCGAUCUCCUUUAGAAGAGAUUGGUGGAUUAGAUAUGAUCAAAAGUUUUCCCACUUCUGAUCGACUUCAUCUUAUCGAUAUUGGCAACACUCGUAAAAUUUUGUACGGCCUUUUUCAUCAUAAAUUUCUAAGUUUUGUAAUAUGGUCUAGUGAACACAAGAAAAAUGCCUCUCACUUUUUGAUGAAAACGAAACUACCUUCUGAAAUACAUCGACCAUUUCGAUUCGAGGGUAUAUCAUAAUAAAAGUAUACACUAGUUUUCAUUACAGAGUUAGCAGGGAAAGAAAUUUGUUUAAUCUACAGGAAACUUCAUUGUAGUUUUUUAUUGAACAGAUCAGCACGAAUUGUCGCAUGUACAUUCAUUUAAUAAUAAUUGUAAAAGUUAGUGAAAAACACCAAGAGAUUCAUUUCAUGUUUGUUUAUACUUUUUUAUGUAAACACAAUUAUUUUUAGUAAUUUGGACUUAUUACUAUGUUUAACGACAAUGCCAAUCUUUAAAACAAAUUAUCCAAUCAACCUGUUAUCCAGUAAGUAGUGUAACAUCCACGACAGCUAUAACUAAAAUAUUAGAACAGUUGAUUGAUCGUAUGGUAUCUUUUGAUCAUUCCGUACAAACACUAAUCUCCAACAUCUAUUUUUUUUCUAAUACUGCUCAACGUGUUACGCAUCCCAUACGAGGAUACAUCGAGGAAAAGUUAUCCCCUUACGUGACACGACACGACGUGACUGCGCUUAAUAUGGCAUUUCUUCCAGUCUUAACAGUUCCGCUUGUUUUUUAAAUAAGAAGUAAGUUAACAUUUAUUGUUUCAUUUCUUCAUUUCUUUAUUGAUACAUUUCAAUUACUAUUGUGUAGGAUUGCGCCCUACACUAGAUUACCUUAAACUCGCGAUUCGAGUUUCAAAGGGAGCAAAAAUCAGCACGAUACCAAAUACACCUGAGAGCGCUGACAAGUGUCAAGUAAGAGCUACCCGCCAAGGACUCUGUACAAGAUUUGCCAGCUGGGUGAUUUGAAGAUAUAGAACAAUAAAUUCUGACUCCACAAUCUGUGCUGUUAACUGAAUUCUGCAUGUAUUUCUUGGGGUAGUUAUUACAAAGUGCUGUGUUCCGUUAGCGAUGUUUACCUUUUGGGGUUUGUACGCUGGCUUAAUUUCCCCUCUUUCCGUUAACAUACAAAUGUUUCCUUAUGAUUAGCCAAUACACCACCCUUUGACCCCAUAGUUUGCAUAAUUAACUAUGUAGAUGGCGCUACUGUGAAGUGUGGAAUAGUUGUGUUAAGGCCUCGAGAUGGCGCUGCUCUUGGUUUUACGGCUUACUUCGCGUAUACAACAAAUUGCCUACAUUUUGGCGCAUUUAAAUCCUAAACAACUAUAUUCAGUAAUAAUGCAAUCUUAUCACUUUUUUACAGCUCUUUGGAACAUUGCUCAUAGAAAGGAUUUAUUUCGUAAUUCUGUAUAAUGCAUUUACACAACUCUAAUAACUUCUCCUCCAGAGCAUUCAUCUCCUCAAUGGUCUCUACAGUGCAAAAGUUUGGCGAAGGGGUUUUAUCCGUGGGGCUCAAGCAGGUGUUUUGAUUCGCCAACAGUUGUUGCAUCAUCCCGGUCAGAACAUCGAGCUUGUUGUUCAUCACAUCGUUCUGGACCUUUAGCUGAGCUACCAUUCGGCGUAACAUCAUGCAUUCUUUUGCCAAAUCAGUUGGUACUGGCACGUUGUUGUUUUUGUCCUCCAUCUAAAAAAGUUCGUUUUAUAUAGUUUCAUAGAGUAUUUAAACGUUUCCUAUGAGUAUUGUUUUACCUUGUGUAUGCAAAUCUAUAUCGACCAGUUAAGCUUUUUUUGUCAAACAAUGAGAAGCUCUACACGAAGUGAAACUAGUGAACAAUACAAUCUCUUAAAUUCUUUGAAUUCAAACGUGACAUUUCAUUUGGCGCCGAAAGAAAAUUGAUAUCACAACUACAUACAUAAAUACCCUCGUACCUCACCAAUACAUGUAUAUCAAGGUCGGCGCGCGUACACUCACACACUCGCAAAAGCCUGUUCUCAUAUCCCCUAAUUUUACCCUCAGUCCGAACAAAAACGUCCUCAUUUUUUCAUAUCCCAGGGUUCGGUGACACAAAAUUAGGGAGUUGUAUGCAAUUUCGAGCACUUGUUUGUCGAGUGGGGUAUAGCAGUUUUCGAGCAGCUAUCUAAGUGAUUAUACAGUCGUUGCCACCUAAUUUUGGCUCUAAGGCAUCAAUUUUUGACAGUGCGCAUCAAUUUUUGCCUGUAAGGCAUCAAUUUUCGACAGUGCGCAUCAAUUUUUGACUCUAACGCGCCUAUUUUUGUCUGUAAGUCAUCAAUUUUUGACUCUUGUAGGAAUCACGACAAUUUUACAAGGUAUUUAAGCAGAUUUUGAACAAUUGUUAUCCCACAUCUCAUUAAAAAUACAAAAACUGUAUAAAUUGAUUGUUUCUUGCGAAAAAAUGAUGAAAUUUUAGAAAUUUUAAAGCUUUUGUUUACAGCUGAAAAUACAUGCCAAAUAUUUUUCACUCCAUUAAAUCAUCCAAAAUUGGCAAAACAUUUGUUUUAUUUUAAAUUCUAUCAAUAAAAUUAUUCACUACUUAACUUAAUCAACCAUUUCAGAACACACAGUUUCAGAAAUUGCGUCAAAUUUUGUAAAUAAAGCAAUUGACUCACAGUCAAAAACUGAUGCCUUCGAGUCAAAAAUUGAUGCGCACUGUCAAAAAUUGAUACCUUCGAGGCAAAAAUCGUGACACGUGCCUUUGAGACAAAAAUAGGUUAGUUAGAGUCAAAAUUUAGCGGCAACGACUGUAAUAUACAGGUGGGCUUAUCCCAAGAUGUAUGAAUUUUGAAGGCUGAUUUUUAUCGCUGCUGCUUCUGAAUGAGAAUUUUAAGAGUGUUUUGAAUAUUCGUCAAGCCUAAAAAAAAUUGUUUGAACAAAACUUUUCACCAAUCCUGCCAAAAGUGAUAUUCAAGUUUGGUUAUAAAAAACAUGCUAUGAGACCAUCUGGACCAUCUGGAGCCAUGCAAAAACUGACUAGAAUCGUGAAGGGCCCCAGAGAUAGAUAAAAACAGUGAAUUUAUGAGUUGUGCAGAAUACUAUUUCACAUCUUCUUUUUUUAAUUUUUAUUAACACAUUUUUGCACGACUUAUGACGAAAAAACAAAUUUAUGGUCAUACCACGACUAUAAAGACACUUCGAACAACAGGUUUUAUGUGCUAAGUAACGCAUUUAAAAAUCGUUCAAAACUAUAAAGAUCAUAUUCUACAACGGUUUUGAAGAAAUACAUUUUUGAACGAUUUUAAAAAAAUGUUUUUAAACUUAUUUUUAAGGUUUUAUAAGUUUUAUAAGAGUAAUUAUCAAAAUAUAUUUUUAAUAUAAAAAAAUUUCACAAAAAAAAUUCGGCAGAAAUGAUUGUUUUGAAAUUGCCAUGAGAACCUUUCCAAUUUUUCAAACAUCGGUUCAAAAUUGAUUCGAUCAAACAAAAGCGACACAAAAAGCUCAACAACGAUUUUUUAGCAGAAUCUAAAUAUUUGCUGCUGUUACAUACAUAGUUAAGCCGGUCUCGUAGUAUAGUCGUCAACUCGUACGACUUAACAACAUGCCCGUCAUGGGUUCAAUCCCCAAAUGGACCGUGCCGCAAUACGUAGGACUGACUAUCCUGCUAUGGGAGGGAAUCAGUUAGUCACUGAAAGCCAAGCCCACAAGUGGUUACAGGCAGGCCUUGACCGACAUCGGUUGUUGAGCCAAAGAAGAAGAAGAAGAAGAAGUUAAGUAAUGUAAUCCUAGUCUGAUAUUUUUUUUCCUCCCACCACCCACUUCACCAUCGAUGUUCUCUUAGACCGCUACAAAGACGCCGGUAGCCUCCGAUUGUAGAGUUUAGUCGUGAAUUCGUUAGGUAGUUUAUGAGCCUAAAUAAGGACUGGCUGAAUUAGUGAUGUGGUAUUUACAUGUAUUAGAUAAGUAUUUGUAAUUCCGGAAAGAAUAUGUGCAAAGAGUAAUACUCUAGGCCCAUUGCAAUUGAAAAUCGUGUUCAUCUGCAAUUCCUCCAAAAAAAUUAGGGGCGCCUUUGCAGCGGUCUAAUACGGACGUCACACGAAGCGUAAACUCAAAAAUUUUACGCUUGAUUUGUAUGGGAGAGCGUAAACUUCCUGUCAAAAGAUUAUAGGGUUGUAUGGCUAAAACCCAGUUUACGCCAAAGUUUACGCUUCGUGUGACGUCCGUAUAAGAAAAAAUCGAUGGUGACGUGGGUGGUGGGAGGAAAAAAAUGUCGGACUAGGAUUACAUUCCUCAACUAUGUAUGUAACAACAGCAAAUAUUUAGAUAUUUAGGCAAUUUCAAAAUAAUUUUGAAAAACUUGUUACAUACUUUGAUUUGCAUUUUCAAAACAAUCAUUACAGGCGAAAAAAAAUGUUUUUGUGAUUUUUUUUAUAUUCAAAAAAUAUAUUUUGAUAAUUACUCUUAUAAAACUUAUAAAACUUUAAAAGGUUAUAAAAACACUUUUUAAAAAUCGUUCAAAAAUAUAUCACUUUAAAACUUUUGCAGAACGUUUUAUUUAUAUUUUUGAACGAUUUUUAACGAUUUUUUUAGUUAGCAUAUAAAACCUGUUCUUCGAAGUGUCUUUAUUAGGUGUCUUUUUUGGGCACAAUCAGAAAUUUGUUUUUUCAUCAUAAGUCGUAUAAAAACGUGUUGAAAAUGUAAAAAAAAAUUAGAAGAUGUGAAAUAGUAUUCCGCACCACUCAUAUAUUCACUGUUUUUAUCUACAGUAUCGGACAAUACAGUCGUUGCCUCUAAAUUUUGACUCUAACUCACCUAUUUUUGUCUCAAAGUGUGUGUGUGUGUGUGUGUGUGUGUGUGUGUGUGUGUGUGUGUGUGUCUGUGUGAGUGUGGUAGUAGAAAUAGAGUGUACAGGCGUCCCCCGAGUUACGACCCCCUCGAGUUACGACGAUUCGCAGAUACGACGAUUUUGAUUUUGACAGUUAAAAGUUGUCAUUGACAAGAAAUUUAUGUAUUUUUCUGAAUAUUUGGGCUGAUAACCGUUAUACAUACAUUUCCAAAGAUUUCACAACUACCCUAUCUUGAAUAUCUUUAUUUUGUAUGGUUUCUUUAAAAUAAUUAUUACAUUAUCGAACAUUAUUUUAAAUAAAAUACGCGAUAUCAUUUAUUCCAACUCUUCCAUUUCGGUUAUAAACUUUAUAUUCAUAGAUAUUCGACAUACGACUUUUUCGACUUACGCCUUGCUUUGGGACAUUUUUUCGGUCCCAAAUACAGUCGUAUCUCGGGGGACACCUGUACUUUUUAAUGUGUAUUUGCGAGUGCGCGGGUUUGUGUCUGAAAAACGUAGCUUGCCAUGAUGUCAUAUUGCGUUGAAAGUAUUGCGUUCUGAUGAUGUGUGUUAUCAUGUGAAACAGCGUGCAAUCACACUUGGAUAAAAGCUAAAGUUUGCAUCGACAGCAGCGCUUGUUCCUCGGACGAAAACGCAGGUGUGCUGUUUCAUGAAUUUGAUUGCGACAGCGCUGCGAAAUGGAAACGCGCACAACAGCAAUGAACUCGGCAUUCCCUUACAGGUGUUUCUCCAGUGCACGUCAUUUAAAGGCCUGCAUGCAUCUCUGCGUUGAACGUUGUGUUCGCAUGUUAAACUUUGUGCGUGCAUUGAGCUGGCGCGCAGUUGUUCUUUUAAAUGGGCGUUUUGUUUCAUGAGCGCGGCAGUAUUCGGUUCUCGAUUUAAAUGGGUAGACACUCACUCGCUUACUCAUUGAUAGUUUUUAUCCAUACGCUUUUUUCGCUGCUCUACAACGAUGUAAUUCUUCAAGUAUAGAAGCAGAACGCAGGCAGAGCACGGGAUCAGCCGUGUCCAACUUUUUAACCAGCGCGUUCUUGACGGUCCAAGCAAGCAAUUUUUGUUCCAAUGGGUCGAGGUAAACAUUGUACCGAUUAUCAGCGCCAUAUCAUAAAGCGAAUGGCGGCUGCUGGCAUUAAGCGCAAAACGAUCGAGUUCGUAAUGGAACAAUCGCGCAUUUUUGUGGCAAACGCGCUUCGGACAACCGAAACGUGCUUGGACAACCGAAACGCGCUUGGACAACCGAAACGCGCAAGUCAACCGGACGUCCUCAGAAGACCACGGCGAAAGAAGACCGUAAAAUUGUUAAUAUAUCGAAAAAACACUGAUCGCGAGGGCGGUGGUCCUGCUUAUAACAUCAAAAACCCAACCCAAAACACAAAAAAACUACUAACAAAUCUAUCCAGAACGACAUACUUGUGACACAAACACACACCAAUACACACACACACACACACACACACACACACACACACACACACACACACACACACACACACACACACACACACACACACACACACACACA
Anopheles coluzzii is the source of this 14424-nucleotide messenger RNA. RefSeq lists its product as uncharacterized. The transcript has 3 exons. Lineage: Eukaryota; Metazoa; Arthropoda; Insecta; Diptera; Culicidae. Gene Ontology annotation, molecular function: zinc ion binding; nucleic acid binding. The record is from RefSeq and is a predicted model, not a curated record. Gene Ontology annotation, biological process: DNA integration. Bases 437 to 4240 code for a protein of 1267 amino acids.